Messenger RNA from Podarcis raffonei (Aeolian wall lizard), 2291 nucleotides. RefSeq names its product beta-1,3-glucuronyltransferase 1 (gene B3GAT1). Gene Ontology annotation, biological process: chondroitin sulfate proteoglycan biosynthetic process; carbohydrate metabolic process. The transcript has 6 exons. Gene Ontology annotation, molecular function: galactosylgalactosylxylosylprotein 3-beta-glucuronosyltransferase activity. Lineage: Eukaryota; Metazoa; Chordata; Lepidosauria; Squamata; Lacertidae. Gene Ontology annotation, cellular component: Golgi membrane. Bases 1113 to 2147 code for a protein of 344 amino acids. The record is from RefSeq and is a predicted model, not a curated record.
UUGCAAACAUGAGAAUUUCCCACCAUGCCCCUUUCCCAUAUGUUGUCUGUAUCCCGUUUUUGUCUCCCCCCACACUGAGCUUGGAGACCAUCACCCACUGUCUCUCCCCAUAUUCAAGUCUGUGCAGGAGCCGCGAUUGCAAACGGGCAAAGCAGAAACCAAUUCAUCUCGGGGGACAUCGGGGAGGCUGGCUUGGCUUGGCUUUCCUUCCCUCUUGCAGGGAGAACUGCCCCCCCUGCUUAAGUGGAAUAAAUUGGUACAGGCCAUUAGCAGCCACAGAGGUCCUCCUCUCCCUUACUCUCUGAAGGGGGCGGGGGGAGCUGUCACUGCUUCUAUAGACACAGACCCAUCAGCCACAGAUGUGAAGUCAGCCUCAGCCUCUUUCUCUGUACUCCCUCCCACUGCCCUUUCCCCCUUUCCCGUUUCUCUUUCUCUCUCUCUCUCUCUCCUGCACUCUUUCAUUCAUUCAUUCUUUCUUUCUUUCAUUCUUCCUUUCUAUUAAAUGCUGCCCUUUCACAUCACGAUGAGCCCGGGUGAAGCUGCUGUGGUCUUUGGAAGAAGACAGCAGGAGAAUAACUGUUGUGUGCUGUGAUUUUUUGGAGAGAGAAAAAGAUUAUUAAUAUGAUUACUGUCACAGCUUGAAGAAAGAAGACAGGGGGAAGAUUCUUGGGGUGUGCUUUUUUCUUGCUGUUGCUUGGAAUUUUUUUGUAUUAAAAAAAGCCAAAGGAAGAACGUGUGGAAGAACCGCAUGCGGGGAGAUGCUUUGAAUUGUGCUUCUGUUUCCAAGGAUUAAAGGAUGAAUAGACGCUGCUGCGAUGGAGAGAGAAGGCGAUUCAGGCUCCCAGAAUAAGGCCUCUGUCCAAACGGGACCCUGAAGUCCUCCUCGCUGGCGGCUCCCGCAAUAUUGCCUGGAGGAACGUCCCCCGCUUGCAGCGGCCUGUCCUUCCUCCUCCUUCUCCUCCUCUGGCAGCAGCUGUCCUGCAAACCUGCUUGUGCAAUGGGUGGGUUGUGAGUACUGGUAAGACCUACGAGCCGUGCCACCUUCUGCCGCCCUCUCCUCUCUCUCUCUCUCUCUGCCGUUGUUCCUUCUUGUCCAUUUAUCUCUGUUCUCCAUGUCCUCUGCUGUUCUGUCUCUGGGGUUCUCGCUGUCAGGUAAUGAGGAGCUGUGGGUCCCUUCAGCCUUGGAGAUGCCGAAGCGUCGAGACAUCCUGGCUAUCGUGCUGAUAGUUCUUCCCUGGACACUGCUCAUCACCGUGUGGCACCAAAGCACCAUUGCUCCGCUGCUUGCCGUGCACAAGGAAGAUGGUGGAGAUGCCCGUCGCGACUUCGUCCAAGGCUCAGACUCCAAGGAGUACUGCCUGUCCGACCGUGACAUCGUGGAGGUAGUUAGGACAGAGUAUGUCUACACCCGACCACCUCCCUGGUCGGACGCCUUGCCCACCAUCCAUGUCGUCACGCCCACCUACAGCCGGCCGGUCCAGAAGGCGGAGCUGACACGGUUGGCCAACACUUUUUUGCACGUGAUGAACUUGCACUGGAUCCUAGUGGAGGACUCCCAGCGGAGGACCCCUCUCGUCACCCGGCUCCUGAGGGACACUGGGUUGAACUACACCCACCUCAAUGUGGAAACCCCACGCAACUACAAGCUGAGGGGUGACAUGAGGGACCCCCGCAUCCCCCGGGGGACAAUGCAGAGGAACCUGGCCCUACGGUGGCUGAGAGAGACCUUUAACAAGAACAACAGCCAGCCGGGGAUUGUUUACUUUGCGGAUGAUGAUAACACCUACAGCCUGGAACUCUUUGAGGAGAUGCGGACUACUAGGAAAGUGUCAGUCUGGCCGGUGGCCUUUGUGGGCGGCUUGCGCUACGAGUCGCCCAAAGUGAAUGCUGCCGGAAAGGUCUACGGGUGGAAGACAGUAUUUGACCCUCACCGGCCUUUCGCCAUUGACAUGGCAGGCUUUGCUGUGAACCUCAGGCUCAUCCUCCAGCGACCUCAGGCUUACUUCAAACUGCGAGGAGUGAAGGGCGGAUACCAAGAGAGUAGCUUGCUCCGGGAGCUGGUGACUCUGAACGACCUCGAGCCAAAAGCUGCCAAUUGCACUAAGGUAACUGGGCUGGUCUGCACUGCAGAACACGGACAAUCUUAGCAGCUCAGAAGCAGCAAUCUGGUGGAGAGAUGACUAUCCUUGUUUGGCACACAAGGACGGAGAAACCCGUGCUGGUGAACGAGGGGAAAAAAGGCUUCACAGAUCCAAACGUGGAAAUUUGACAUUGUGUUGCAAAAAGAGAGA